AUGCAAAAAGCCCGCGGUCUGUCAAAAGCGCCGUCAAAGCCCGAGUCCUCCUUCAAACCCACUUGCCGAGUAUGCGACAAGACUACAGCCACAAGCUACAACCCGAUUAUCGCUUGUCCAGGAUGUACCAGAACAUAUCAUGACAGUUGUCGAAGACCUUCACUGACCCAAGGCGUUGACCCGUAA
Molecule: messenger RNA, 186 nt
Organism: Bipolaris victoriae FI3
Lineage: Eukaryota; Fungi; Ascomycota; Dothideomycetes; Pleosporales; Pleosporaceae
Exons: 1
Coding region: 1-186 (61 amino acids)
Source: RefSeq, a predicted model, not a curated record